Molecule: messenger RNA, 3636 nt
Organism: Gallus gallus (chicken)
Lineage: Eukaryota; Metazoa; Chordata; Aves; Galliformes; Phasianidae
Gene: SERPINI1
Product: serpin family I member 1
Exons: 9
Coding region: 2187-3419 (410 amino acids)
Biological process (GO): negative regulation of endopeptidase activity
Molecular function (GO): serine-type endopeptidase inhibitor activity
Source: RefSeq, a predicted model, not a curated record
GGCGGGCAUAUCCCGGCGCGGGCGGUGGCGGCAGCACUUCCCACGGUGGAGUGUGGAGGGGGUGGUGUUGAGCUUCUGUGCUGAGCUGGUGAGUGCCUUUAGCCUGUUGUUAUUGGUACUGUUGGUGUGCUUGGGGUUGCGGGAGGCUGUGAUUUGCUGUUUGUGUGAUGCGGUGCUGUAUGAGGCGCUGUAUGCACCUGAGGUGCGGGUUGUGAGGAGGGGAGCGCUCGCGCCGUGCUGUCCGUUAGUGCCUGAGGGGAGGCGGCGGGCGGUGUGGACCUGUAUGGGGAGCGAGCGGAGAAGAGAGCGAGAAACAGCUAUGUAGCCUUCUGCUGUCCCAGCGCCUGCUGUUUGUCCACCUGCGUAUGUUUUCUCCUAUGUUGGGGUAGUCCGAUGCUCUGUCCCGGCUGUGCUGUGUGCGUGGUUGAAUGCGGCUGCUGCCCCAGCCCUGUGCUGAGGUGCUGCCGCGCGUCUCUCCGUUGCUUGGUUUGGUGCUGCUCUGUAGAUGUCCCCUACGUGGGCUGUUUGCGAACGGUCGUGUUACUUUCUGUGCUUUCUGUUAACUGCGUUAUUGGAAAGCUUUGAGAUGACGCUCUCAGUAACCAACGUGAAUUUUAGCCAAAGCUCAGCACGGUUCUGGGUUUGCACCUUCAUUCCCAAUGCAUUAGCUUGCAACUUUUCUAAAUUUGUUUUACUUCGGUGAGGAUUCUAGUGUAAGAAGGGGGUAAAUCGGUAAAUCACGGUGCUCCUCAAUGCCAGCUGCAUCUCCUUGCAGCACCGAGGUGGUAAAGUGGGAAGGCAUUGACAUCUGUGUGUGGGAGCAGAGCCCCUGUGUGUGCUACCCAUGCAUGUUACCAGUGCCCACCAUCUUCAUGUAGGUAAGGAAGGAUGCUGGAAGAUGAGUGCUGCAUUUACGGUGCUUUAUUAUGUGUGCAGGGUAUUUGUCUGUGAUUCCUCAGUUAUUUUAUCAGUAUUUCUGAUGCUAUUAGUGCUUCAGUCCAACAGAAAGCCUUGCUGGUUAGUUUAGGUGAUAGACACAGAAAUGUCAUAGUGUGGGUUGAGGUAUAGACAUGUCUAUAAUAUUGUCACUUCUUGGUGGCUUUAAAUGAAGUUACAAAUCUGCAGUCCUACUGGUACUAAUAUUUUAUUUUAAAUCAUAGUAUUAAGAAUAGUUUUGAUGCUUUUCUAGAUUUUUUUUUUUAAAGCAGUAAGCUCUUGGGCCUGUUUCAUACUUCAUUAUUUUUACAGCCUUUUCAUUUUUCAGAAUGUUAGCUUGUUUGGGAGUAACUGUUCAGGAGGUGAGAAUAGGGAGGAAAAGCUUUUACUUUCAAAUGUGUCUUGUCUACAGGACUGCACAGAGUAACUAUGAGGUAACAACGUGAUAUCAUGUGGCAAGGUUAAUCUGGUUUAGGUUUUAAAAUUUGUUUUGACUUGCUCACCUCACCAACUAUUUUUAGUAAAUAGUUUUGUCCUGUGUAUGUGAAAGCAUUCAUGAAGCUGCUACUCAUCUAUCUACAUUUUUCUGGAACUCUGCAUUAUCUUGUGUAUCUGUUGGCCUAUUGAAAUCCCAAGUUACUGUGCUGCUGACUUAAGUAGAUUCUGAAAAUGGCCUGCAAUUAAUGCACCUGCUGAGUGCCUUUGUUUCUGUUGGAGUCUAUGGCUGUGGUGUGCUGCUUCAUAAGGUCUUCCAGUCAUAGAAGAGCAUGUGUUCAGAUAGUCCAGUAGAGCUCCAGGUGUGUCUGAGUGUUCCAUCAUUGUAAACACUCCCAACACUUAUUCUAUAGAUGUAAAUGUAAUGAGUUUACCUAUCUCUUAAUUCAACUUCUGUUGCAUUACUAAAUGUAGCAGUGGAGAGGAGCUGGUGCUGGUAGGAUUCUUUGCCCCAAGCUCUAGCUACCCCAAGGUCUUCAGAAUGCUUUCCAAUUAGUGUAUCUGUAUGGUAACUGUUGAGUCAUGGCCUGAACCACUGAUUGAGCACCUGGGGAAAGGACCCAGUCAGCCCUGGGAGCACAGGUGAAGGUAAUUCAGCUGUGUGACCAGAAUGGGUGGAGCCUGGCUGCACCUCUCUUAGACCUCAUUUAUGAGCUGACUGCAUCUGGGGAAGGACCUCUGGUUGGAGACCCCUCCCUUGUGGAGUUUUCCCUGUGAGCCUAGAUCUUCAGAGACAGGUCUUAAUAUCUCACAACAUGUAUUUCCUUGGACUAUUGUCUUUGCUCGUUCUGCCUAGUAAAGCCUUCAAGACCAAUUUUCCUGAUGAAACUAUUGCUGAGCUUUCUGUGAAUGUUUACAAUCAGCUACGAGCUGCAAGAGAAGAUGAGAAUAUUCUUUUCUGUCCUCUGAGCAUUGCAAUAGCCAUGGGAAUGAUAGAGCUUGGAGCCCAUGGAACCACUUUGAAAGAAAUUCGACAUUCAUUGGGUUUUGACAGCUUAAAAAAUGGUGAAGAGUUUACCUUUUUGAAGGACCUUUCUGAUAUGGCAACUACGGAAGAAAGUCAUUAUGUUUUAAAUAUGGCCAACUCUCUCUAUGUUCAGAAUGGAUUUCAUGUUAGUGAAAAAUUUUUGCAGUUGGUGAAAAAAUACUUUAAAGCUGAAGUAGAGAACAUAGAUUUCAGCCAGAGUGCAGCUGUAGCUACCCACAUCAAUAAGUGGGUAGAGAAUCAUACAAACAAUAUGAUCAAAGAUUUUGUGUCAUCAAGAGACUUCAGUGCUCUAACUCACUUGGUUCUCAUCAAUGCAAUCUACUUUAAAGGCAAUUGGAAAUCACAGUUCAGACCUGAAAAUACAAGAACUUUUUCUUUCACUAAGGAUGAUGAAACUGAAGUGCAGAUUCCAAUGAUGUACCAGCAAGGAGAGUUUUAUUAUGGAGAGUUCAGUGAUGGCUCUAAUGAAGCAGGUGGUAUCUACCAAGUUCUAGAAAUACCAUAUGAAGGAGAUGAAAUUAGUAUGAUGAUUGUUCUUUCCAGACAGGAAGUUCCGCUGGUCACAUUGGAGCCACUUGUUAAAGCCUCAUUGAUUAAUGAGUGGGCUAACUCUGUAAAAAAGCAAAAAGUUGAAGUAUAUUUGCCAAGGUUCACAGUAGAGCAAGAAAUUGAUCUGAAAGAUGUAUUGAAAGGUCUUGGAAUUACAGAAGUGUUCAGCCGUAGUGCUGACCUCACUGCCAUGUCUGAUAACAAAGAACUUUACCUUGCAAAGGCAUUUCAUAAGGCUUUCCUAGAAGUUAAUGAGGAAGGAUCAGAAGCUGCUGCUGCCUCAGGAAUGAUUGCCAUUAGCAGAAUGGCAGUACUGUAUCCUCAAGUUAUAGUUGAUCAUCCUUUCUUCUUCCUGGUCAGAAACAGAAGAACAGGCACUGUGUUAUUCAUGGGGAGGGUAAUGCACCCUGAAGCAAUGAAUACAAGUGGCCAUGACUUUGAAGAGCUUUAACUACUGCCAGCUACCAAAAUGAGGAAAAAAGCACAUCAAGUUUCAAGUUAAUAUAUUUAAGGUUUGCUGUGUUCCUCCCCCCAAGAUAUUGUUUAAAAUGCUUUUAGAUCUAUGUGCAAGUGAGUUUCCAGAGGAAAAGUUCACAGUAUUAAAAUAAUGGUUCUGUUUUUGUUAUUGUGAUUGCUGUGUCCUUAAAAUAAAAUUGUGUACAUGUCAA